This is a messenger RNA of Carcharodon carcharias (great white shark), 3421 nucleotides long. Its product is annotated as inactive serine protease PAMR1-like. The coding region runs from base 113 to 2941 and encodes 942 amino acids. The transcript is spliced from 14 exons. The record is from RefSeq and is a predicted model, not a curated record. Gene Ontology annotation, molecular function: serine-type endopeptidase activity; calcium ion binding. Gene Ontology annotation, biological process: proteolysis. NCBI's taxonomy places the organism in Eukaryota, Metazoa, Chordata, Chondrichthyes, Lamniformes, Lamnidae.
AGUUGGAGCCCCUGCUGAGGAUGAUGUCAUACAUUUCUCAAGUGAGAGUUGCUGUGUUUUUGAAGGAUUUUUUAAAAAUCCUGUGGUAGGAAACUAUCUGGGGUUCUGUAACAUGAACUUAGUAUGUCUUGGGGAAUCGUGUGAAGGAAAAACACUGACUGUAACAUUAAGAGCAGACAACCUGAAUGGUGAGAGGAGCUGCUGUCUGAGCAGGAUGUUGGCCUGGACGGUACUGACUCUGCUUAUCCUCCAAAUGCCAAGUGUCUUAGCUCUGCCGAAAGGAUACACUCUAAUCAAUGAGGACUGUCCAGGGGCUGAGUGGAAUAUCAUGUGUCGGGACUGUUGUGAAACCGAUCAAAUUGAAUGCAUUUGCCCUGGAAGGGAGGAAGUUGUGGGAUAUUCUGUCCCAUGCUGUCGGAAUGAAGAAGAUGAAUGCGACUCUUGUCUGAUACACCCAGGGUGCGUCAUCUUUGACAACUGUAAGGGAUGUAACAAUGGUUCAUGGGGAACCUUGGAUGAUUUCUACAUCAAAGGAUUUUACUGCUCUGAGUGCCAUGCUGGCUGGUCGGGGGGAGAUUGUAUGAAAUGUGGGGCUGUUGUAAAUGCUUCGAGAGGGCAGAUUGUACUUGAGGGAUACCCCAGCAACUCUCACUGUGAAUGGACAGUGUCAGUGAAUCCCAGUUUUGGUAUUGAAUUAAGAUUCUCCAUGCUGAGUCUGGAGUUUGAUUACAUGUGUCAAUAUGAUUAUGUGGAAGUCCGUGAUGGUGAUAACAUUGACUCCAGGGUUGUUGGAAAGUUCUGUGGAAAUGAACGGCCUCCCCCAAUCCGGACCACUGGGAACUCAUUACAUGUUUUAUUUGUAUCUGAUGGGUAUAAAAGCUUUGAUGGAUUUUUUGCCACGUUUGUGGAAGUUGAUGGAUGCUCUUCCUCUCCUUGUUUACACGAUGGAAUGUGUCUCCAGCUUGGACCAGUUAACUAUAAGUGUGCCUGUCUUGCUGGAUAUACAGGCAAAUGGUGUGAAAACAUGGUGAUAUGUAGGAAUCCCGUGGCCCCAGUCAAUGGUAUGGUGGAAGGAGAUGAUUUCCGGCUUGGUUCCCAGAUCUACUUCAGCUGUGAUGCUGGUUUCCAGUUAGUUGGAAGCAACGUUGGCACUUGUCAACUGGAUGGGAACUGGAGCACGAGUACUCCGCGCUGUGAGCUUAAGAGCUGUCCUGACCCUGGUGUACCACUGAAUGGGCAACGAAGAAUUCUUUCAGGAAGCAGGCAAAUAAACCAGGGCUUUGCAACUGUGGGCACCACUGUGCAGUUCACUUGCGAUGAGUUGUUUAAUCUGAGUGGCAGCGUGCAGAGUACCUGUCAACAGGAUGGAACAUGGACAGAAAAGCAGCCAACUUGCACAAAAGGGAUAAAGAGCUGUACUGACCCUGGUGUGCCAGUAAACGGUCAACGAAGAAUUCUCCCAGGAAGCGGGCACAUAAACCAGGGCUACGCAACUGUGGGCACCAUCAUGCAGUUCACCUGUAAUUAUUUGUUCCUUCUGAGUGGAAGUGCACAGACAACUUGCCAACAGGAUGGAAUGUGGACGAAGAAGCAACCAACCUGCACGAAAGAGAAUAUAAGCUGUACUGACCCUGGAGCACCACUGAAAGGGCAACAAAGAAUUCUCCCUGGAAGUGGAGAGGUACAUCAGGGCUACGCAACCGUGGGUACCAUCAUGCAGUUCACCUGCGAUUAUUCAUUUGUUUUGAGUGGUAGCACACAGAGAACUUGUCAACAGGAUGGAACGUGGACGGAGAAGCAGCCAACAUGCACAAAAGCUUGUAAGAAACCCAAGAUCCCUAACCUGGUGAGACAGAAAGUUUUGUCAACACAACCUCAAACCAGGAAGACUCCACUACAUAGAUUAUUAUCCACUAUACAGGAUAAAGAGCAGCCCCAAAUCUCCCCCACUAAAAUCCCGGUACAUCAUAUUGGGAAUCUGCCAGCAGGUUUCUAUCAUCCCCACACACAGCUGGAAUAUGAGUGCAUCUCCCCCUUCUACAGGCGUCUUGGGAGCAGGAAAAGGACAUGUCUUAAAACAGGCAAAUGGAGUGGACGAUCACCAACAUGCAUUCCCAUUUGUGGGAAAUUUGGCAAUUUUAGCCUGCAGAGUCUGCCCUCAACAGCUUGGGCCUGGCAGGCUGCGCUCUACCAGAAGACGUCACGGACAAGCAAUGAGAUUGUCAGGCAGCAUGCAUGGUUCUUGGCCUGCAGUGGGGCGCUCCUAAAUGAACGGAACAUUGUAGUAGCCGCCCACUGCGUGACAGAGCUGGGAAAGGCAGUGAUGAUCAGCACGGCCGAUAUGAUGGUGGUUCUUGGAAAGCAUUACCAUGAGGAGGAGCGGCAAGAGAAGAGCCGACAGUACCUACGAAUUUCUGCAGUUAUUGUGCAUCCCUCCUAUGACCCUGUACUGCUAGAUUCAGAUAUUGCAAUAAUCAAACUAAUGGACAAGGCAAAAAUCACUGACCAGGUGCAGCCUGUGUGUCUCCCUGAUGUAAAAGAUCUAUCCAUCAUGAAUACGCAGGGCUAUGUGACUGGGUGGACAAUGAAGAGUGAUGCUAAGGAUUCGGCCCAUUCAAAUGACACCAUCCGUGUGGGCACCAUUGAAAUAGGUGAUUCUGUGCAGUGCGAGCAGCAGUACGAGGAUCAUGGGAUCUCCGUCAGCAUCACCGAGAAUAUGUUCUGCGCCCGUCAGGAUCCGAGUGGUUUCUCAAACAUCUGCCCAUUGGAGACGGGUGGUGUGGCGACCUUCCCUGCUCCAGACAGAGCGGGUUCUGCUCUCACCUGGUACCUGGUGGGAUUGGUGAGCUGGGGGUAUGAGAAAGGAUGCAGUCAAGAACUUUUCACCGUCUACACAAAUGUAACCCCAUUCAAAGACUGGAUUGAAAAACACCUGAAAUAAAGAUCUUCCCAUGACACAGCAUCUCACAGCCCCUACAAGAGCAAUGGUGUUUGCUUUCGGGUUAUUAUCUGAACAAUUUCAUAUGUUUACACAAGAUAACCAGUAUAUACAUUAUAAUAUUAACCACUUCUUUUCAAACACCUGAAUUGAUGAUACUGACUCUUUCUUAGGACAUGCAAAUCUAAGCUUCUAAGCUAUCAAAUUAUAAUGAUUUCAUAAUUCCAUGGCAGGGAUCAAAUUCUCUUCCCUCCCUCACUGAAGAAUUGACAAUGUAACGUUGAGGGCUAACUAGUGUUUUAUAAACGGUUAGUAUAAUUUGUUUCUUUUAUUUUCUAUGCCUGUACAGUACUUAUAAAGCCCAGGAUUGUGUAUGUCUUUUUUAAACAGCCUCAUCAAUUUGUCCUAACUUCAAAGAUUUGUGUAUGCGAGCCUGAGUUCUUUCUGUCCCUGAACCCCUUUAAAAUUGUACCAUUUAUUUUA